Coffea arabica (coffee) is the source of this 972-nucleotide messenger RNA. Its product is annotated as ethylene-responsive transcription factor ERF021-like. The record is from RefSeq and is a predicted model, not a curated record. NCBI's taxonomy places the organism in Eukaryota, Viridiplantae, Streptophyta, Magnoliopsida, Gentianales, Rubiaceae. Gene Ontology annotation, molecular function: DNA-binding transcription factor activity; DNA binding. Gene Ontology annotation, biological process: regulation of DNA-templated transcription.
GAAUUUUGAUCAACAGAUUAUCCAUCCUUGCAAACCUGACUGAUAAAAAUGGAAAGCAACAACGUUAAAAAGAAAGUUGGAACCCCUUCUGUUUAUAGAGGGGUCAGGAAGAGAAAAUGGGGGAAAUGGGUUUCUGAAAUAAGAGAGCCAGCAGGAGAUAAAAGAAGAAUAUGGCUUGGGAGCUUUGAUACCCCUGAGAUGGCUGCUGCUGCCUAUGAUACAGCUGCAUUUCACCUGAGGGGGCAGGCGGCCCAGCUAAAUUUCCCUCACUUGGUGGAUUAUCUUCCUAGUCCAGCUAGCUCAAGUGUUGAAGAUAUGAGAUUGGCAGCUCACGAAGGUUCUUUGCUGUUGAAGAAGUCCAUUGGAGACCAGCAUAAUUAUGAUGAUCAAGCUGCAGCAGGAAUUCCUGUUACCGUGGUCGAUUAUGCUGCUCAGCCUGUCACAGUAGGACUCUCCCAGAGAGAGAUUCAGGCCAUUCAUGACUUGCCAUUGGAGUCACCAAAUUACAAUAUGUGGAUGGAGAUGACAUCUGGCUCAAAGUUUUUAGGAGACCCGGUCAUUUUUCCAGGUGACUAUGACCAUGAAAUGACUGACUAUGUAGAAGUACCUGAUGAUUCCUUGUGGAAUCACUAGGGAACUCUUUAGCGGUAGUAGACAUGGGAGAUCUUUCGGCAGGCUUGGUUUACACCCUCACUUUUAAAUUAUGUGGUAUAUUCAAGAGGUAAAUGGAUUUUCUUGUGUCAUCAUAUCUCAUCCACCGUCACGUUUUUAACAUCAUUAUAUUACCAUGAUUAUAUAUCUCUUGAAUGUACCACAAAAUCCACAAGUUGACAAGUAAACCGAGUAUUCUCCCGUAUCCGUUCAUUGAUUUCUUCAAGCAUUUACAAAGAAGUCACAAGGAUGGUCACAAAUCUGUGCAAUUAAUCUGUUGUUUCAACCAAUGUUACCUUAAUGAAUGCCAACAAUUGAAGA